AUGUUUUAUUCGCAGUUUAUAUUGGCAAAAAAGGGGCCGCUGGGGACCAUAUGGAUAGCAGCGCAUUUGGAGCGGAAGCUACGCAAGAAUCAGGUUGCUGAUACAGAUAUCGGAGUCUCCGUAGACUCAAUUCUUUUCCCUGAUGUACCAAUUGCACUUCGGUUGUCUAGCCAUCUUCUGCUUGGAGUGGUGAGGAUAUAUUCUCGAAAGGUGAACUACCUGUUUGAUGAUUGCAGUGAGGCUUUGCUGAAGGUCAAGCAAGCUUUUCGCUCUGCUGCUGUGGAUUUACCUCCUGAAGAGUCGAAGGCACCAUAUCACUCCAUCACUUUACCAGAGACAUUUGAUCUUGAUGAUUUUGAACUGCCAGAUAAUGACAUAUUCCAGGGUAAUUACGUCGAUCAUCAUAUUAGUUCAAGGGAGCAAAUUACCCUUCAGGAUAGCAUGGAUGGCAUUGGUUACUCCACAUCAAAGUUUGGAUUGGAUGAGAGGUUUGGUGAUGGUGAUGCUUCUGGAUUGGACCUUGAGGAGGAAUUAUUUUUGGACAAAAUUGGCACUUCAGGACAGGCUGAGGAGAGUGGUGAUCCACAGGCCUCUGUCCAACCGAUGACUCCUCUCAAGCUAGAUGAGCAUCCUCAAGAAAGGACAAAUUCAGAAACCAUGGUUGAUGUUGAAGAUGCUGAAGUUAUGGACUAUGCUCACGCACCUUGUACUCCUGGAUUGGUGGAAGAGCCUAACUUGUCCAAUGUCCAAGAGGCUUCUGCAUGUGAUGACCAUCUGGAGGGGGAAUAUCAUUUAAUGGAAUCUACUGUGAAAGAAAAUGCUAAAAUUGUUACUUCUGAGGGUGGCCUGGAAAAUGAAACAAUAAAGCCACAGGAAGGAGAAUCUCCUUGUACUAAAGCUACUUUGGAGCAUGUGAAUUUGGACAAACCUUCAUCAAUAUCCGGACCAUCUUCUGAUUUAUCUAAUCAAGUAGAAGCUGUAAACCCAGCAUCAGAAUUAGUUGAAAAGAUCACUGAGGCAUCUGUUGUUCCUGCGACAAAAGAUUUGCAGAAUGAAGUUGUUAACAACAAUAAGAGCAACUUUCCCUCAGCAAACGAGCCCAGUGAUGAUCCCCAAGGUCCCAGAGAAAUUGUCUUGGAGGACAGUGAUCAAAAUACUUCUGGUUUGACUGGCACUCAACAAGUCUGCGAAGUUGUAACAUUGACAGAUCAAGCAUUACUUGGGGUAGAAGGUCCUGUUAGUGUGGGAAGUGCAGGUGAGCUGGAUAAACCAUUCUGUGAUGCAUCAGAAGUAGGUGCUAAAAUCCAAGGUUCUGAGAAUCCUGAAACUCUGGCUUAUCAGGAACCUAAACAUUCGAACUUGUUGAACCCUGAUGUUCAUGAAAACAUGGCAGCUACUGAAACUCAGUUUCUCAGGCCAUGUAGUUCCAACCCAGAACAACCUCACAUACCAAAUUCUGGACAUGACAUAUCAAUGAAUCAGGACUUACAAUCUGAUACUGCUACCUUGGGUUCAUUAGAAAUUUCUGGACGAGAGGAGACUAUUAUGCUAGGUGGAGCAUGCCAUAUAACUGAUGAUUCGGAACAAAUUUCAAAGGAAAACCACGUAGAAGAACUUGUUCCACGUGAAGAUGCUCAUGCAGCAUUUAGCAAACUUCACGGUCAAGUGGGUAGCAUAUAUUCAGAGGAUAGGCCAGUGGAUAAUUUAAAUAAUUCUGUGGAAGCUGAUUUACCUGCUCCCGAGAAACUACUGUCAGUAAUAGCAGGCCAAGCUGAUAUACACACAGACAUGCUAGCAGAGGCUAGUCCAAGGGACUUAGUAGGGCUCGAUGAAGAUGAUGCUGGGAGCAAACUAUACUCAGGCAGAAAACGUAGUUUUACUGAAAAUGCAUUGACAGAGCACGGUUUGAAUUCAGUCGAAUCUUCAAGGGCGGUCCGUGCCAAAAGAAUUACAGAAUCUGUUCCUGAUGAUGAUGAUUUGUUGUCUUCAAUUUUAGUUGGAAGAAGAUCUUCAGUUUUGAAAGUAAAGCCAUCUCCUGUUGUUUAUGAGGUAACAUCUAUGAAACGUGCUCGUUCCGCUCCACGCACUGGUGCUGCCAAAAGAAAAGUGCUCAUGGAUGAUACAAUGGUUUUGCAUGGCGAUACGAUACGCCAACAGCUCAUGAACGCUGAGGAUGUUCGUCGUGUCAGAAAGAAAGCUCCCUGUACACGGCCUGAAAUUUCGAUGAUUCAGAAACAAUAUUUGGAAGAUGAAAUUUUUCUUGAACCAAUAUUUACUGGCUUGUCAAUCGAAUUGGCAUCUUUGCACGGUCAAGCAUAUGACUUGAGUAGAAUCAGAAUCUGCCAAAAUGAUAUAAAUGGUGCUUCAUUUGAUACUGUGGCUGAACCCAAUUUCCAUAAUGGCGAAAACAAUGGAAUCAUUGAAGCAGCAGCUGAACCGAGAUUAGCUUCCCAAAAUGAUGAAAAUGUCAUGAACAGGGACAUAAGAAAGGAUGAAGGGUCUGAUGGGCCUAACGGCACAGAGAAAAUAGGGAUGGGAGAAAACACUGAACUUUUGGUAGAAAGGAAUAAUGAAGUGGCUGGACAUAAUGAGAUUCUGGUGGACGAAAACAUGCUGGAGACAUCCAAUGCCGCCAGUGUAAAAGUUAAUAUCUGUCAAGAGCCGAUGUGUCCUACUAAUGAUGGUGUGGAGCCUGAUGUUUCACAGCAGGAUCUUUUGAAGGAUGUAAUUGAACUAGAGACAAGUGAUAAAUAUGCUGAUGCAGUAAAUCCUGCUGUUAAUGAGGGAGUCAUGUCAUCAUCCAUUAUUGAUCACACUUCAGGUGAUACGGAUGAUGCUCCUACUGGUAUGGUUCAGACAGCUUCUUUGAAUGAGACCAGUGAGACAAACUCUUCUGUGAAUGUGGAUGCAGCAGUCAAUUUACCUGAUCAGAAGAUAGAUGCACCCUUUCUUGAGCUGGAUAUUUCAGUGGUGGAUGUGAGCAAUGAUAAGGCAAUUGGUAAAGAUGAAGUUACAGAUAAGGACGGUGAUAUUAUUUUAGAAGACAAAACUGAACCUAGCACAUUGUUUACUGUUCUAUCAGAGGUUUCUGGACAUGGUGCAGCAGUUGAACAGCUACCGGAUUCCAAUCAUGGAGAAUUAGAGUGUAAUGUCCAGAGUGAAACCGAUAAUGGUCCUUUUGGCGAACAGAAGAUGGAAGAUGUUCUGUGUGGCGAACAACCAAUAGGCUCAUAUCCAGCACAAAGCAGUGUGCAUUUGGAAGGUGGUUUCUUGAAGGAUGGUGAAAAUCCAAUUCAGAAGGAAGACUAUCAUCCCAAUAUGACAGAUGCAGAAAUCUCUGGUUUGGACUUGCAUGACCGUGAUAGUUUGGAUUACUUUGCCCCAGUAAAUGACACAGAGUUUCUAAAUGUCGAUGAUGAGGAAUUAGCUGAAAUAGCAGAUGAUUAUAUGCCUCAUGCUGAAGAGUCUCGCUUAACUGAGAACAGUGGGUGGUCUUCACGUACAAGGGCUGUUUCCAAGUAUCUUCAAACCUUGUUUGAGAAGGAGGCAGAUUGUGGAAGGAAGUCACUUUCCAUGGACAACAUGUUAAUUGGUAAAACGCGCAAGGAAGCAUCAAGGAUGUUUUUCGAAGCAUUGGUGCUCAAGACAAGAGACUAUAUCCAUGUAGAACAGAGAAACCCUGUUGAUGACAUUACCAUUAAACCUCGAAUGAAGCUGAUGAAAUCAAACUUCUAG
Molecule: messenger RNA, 3735 nt
Organism: Fraxinus pennsylvanica
Lineage: Eukaryota; Viridiplantae; Streptophyta; Magnoliopsida; Lamiales; Oleaceae
Source: the annotation of a GenBank genome assembly